Messenger RNA from Cylindrotheca closterium, 450 nucleotides. The record is from the annotation of a GenBank genome assembly. NCBI's taxonomy places the organism in Eukaryota, Bacillariophyta, Bacillariophyceae, Bacillariales, Bacillariaceae.
AUGUCUACCGCCCAAUUUGCGAUUGAUCUCUCCGUCUCUGACGAUGAGAAUGAUAUUUCUCCUUCAUCUGGAUUGACCACGUUCAACCCAUCAAGAAAACCAGACACAACCGCAACAAACGUGACGACAAACACGAGCCAGGAACUUGCUGGAACCAUCCGCAGAACGUCUGACAACACAGCAGUCAGUCCUACUCCUAGAAAAAAAGCCAAGCCUAGCACGUCGUUCGCUUUGAUUUGGGUAUGCACACACGGAAAUGGCCGCCGAACAGGUUGGCGCAAGAAGGAUUUAAAGUUGGUCGGCAUCUACGCAUCCAAGGCAGCUGCUGAAGAAGCCAAGCGAAAGGUCAUGAGCGAGCAUGAGCGUGCUGGUCAUGGAGAUAUUUGUGUUGGAGACACCUGGGAAGAUGAAAUUGAUUUGUUGAUUCGUGAGGCUCCUCUCUUUGUGUAG